UCUCUCUCAGCUCUCUCUCCUUCAGCUCUCUCUCAGCUCUCUCUCUCAGAUCUCUCUCAGCUCUCUCUCUCUCAGCUCUUAGCCUUCUCUCACUCAUAUCUCUCAGCUCUCUCUCAGAUCUCCUCAGAUGGCUGGUCUCCACAUCCUCACCCUGCUCUUCCUCUCAGUCUCAGGGCCAGUGUGUUUGGGGUCAGUGCGGGUGAGCCGCAGUCUGCUGGAGUUGAGCGGUUUGAUGAAAUGCAGCACUGGCCGGCACGCACUGGCCUACACAGUGUACGGCUGUUACUGCGGGCUGGGGGGGCAGGGCUGGCCCAGAGACACCGCCGACUGGUGUUGUCAUAAGCAUGACUGUUGCUAUGCAAAGGCGGUGGAUAAAGGCUGCAACUCCAAAUCAGACAGAUACAGAUGGAGCUGUGGCGCUUACGAACAAGACUGUGCGGACGUAGACGACCCCUGUGAGAAGAUGCUGUGUGUCUGUGACCGAGACGUCGCAAGGUGUUUGAAGAAAGCUCCGUUUAACCUGGAGUACAGCGUGUACCCCGGCUUCCUCUGUGGAGCCGACUUUCCAACAUGUGCUUAUUACUGAUGCCUACACACAAACACAUUCCCCUCAGUUACAUCAUUAUAGAGUUCCUGUUUCUGGAGUAACGUCCUCGUGUCCUUCCUGAAACGCACUGUCCGUCAGACGUUUGUGGGCGUUCUAAUAAUAAUGAUCAUGUUUUCUUUAUCAGGUCACAGAAUCUUCCCACAUUAAAGCCUAAUCAGGUUCAUUUAGAGGAAAACAGUAUCAAUGUUUAAAUAUCUGUGCCAACCCCGGUGGUUACUAAGGUUUCGCUAGGUCGUUGAUAUGGUAUCCCAUGUUGCUAGGUUGCAGCGAUGGUAUUCCAGCUGGUUACCAAGUGAUAUCCUAGCUUGCUAAGUUGUUGCAGGAUUGUUGCUAUUGUAUCCCAGGUGGUUGCUUAAGUUUUACUAGGCUGUUCCUAUGGUAUUCCGGGUGGUUGUUAAGGUGUAAAUAGGCUAAUGCUAUGAUAUUCCUGGUGGUUGCAAAGUUGUUAAGAUGCUGCUGCAACGGUAUUCCAGGUGGUAUCCUAGCUUGUUGCUAAGGUGUUGCAGGAUUGUUAUUGUAUCCCAUGUGAUUACAAAUAUUUUGCUUGGCCAUUGCUACGGUAUCCCUGUUGGUUAUUAAUGUGUUGCUAGGCUGCUGCUAUUGUGUUUCUAUGGUAUGCCAGGUGGUUGCUAAGAUGUUGCGAUGGUAUCCCAGGUUUUUGCUAAGAAGUUGCUAGGCUGUUACUAUGGCAAUUCUAGGCUAUUCCAGGUGGUUGCUAUGUUUUUAAACCACUUUUGGACAGAAAACUGUAAUUAUUUAGACAAAAAAAAGUUACUUCAACUACAUUUCCCGCAAACCUUUGAUGGGCAGUGCAUAGAAGCCUCUUUCUUACUAACAUUAAAUCAUUCUCUGAUAGCACGAUUCACUUUUAUCAAUUUGUUUUUAUUAAAAACAUGGUCAUUCAUUUUGCUUCAGCAUUAAGCGAAAAAGGGGAAUCAAUACAAAAAUAAACAUUUAUAAAAUCAACAAAAUUACAAACUACAACAGACAAAUAACGAACACAACCUGUACGGAAUAAAGAAUUUACCGUAACUAA
Molecule: messenger RNA, 1643 nt
Organism: Pygocentrus nattereri (red-bellied piranha)
Lineage: Eukaryota; Metazoa; Chordata; Actinopteri; Characiformes; Serrasalmidae
Product: phospholipase A2-like
Exons: 4
Coding region: 128-586 (152 amino acids)
Biological process (GO): lipid catabolic process; arachidonate secretion; phospholipid metabolic process
Molecular function (GO): phospholipid binding; calcium ion binding
Source: RefSeq, a predicted model, not a curated record